CAGAUUUGUGUUGCAUUUUUCCCCUGCCCUUGCCAUGGGAUGUUUCAAAGAUCAGCUGCAGAAUGCAGGCCAUAGACCCGGAAGUGCUUUAUCAAGUUUUCCGUCACUCUUACAGCCCUCAUGGGCAGGAGAGGCGGCAGGCAGAGGCUUUCUUGCAACAAGCAGCCUUCCGCCCCGGCUUAUUGCCCGCCUUGCUUCAUGUGACCAAUGCUGCCCAAGAGGUUCCGAUACGCCAGGCCGCUGCGAUUCAGCUGAAGAAUCAGUUGCGGCUGUGGGAUGCAGCAGGUGAUAGCGGGAGCUAUUCAGAGGAGGACAAGGCACCUAUCCGGCGUGAAUUGGUUGAAAGCCUUGCUGCAGCUGUUGGAGAGAAGGGCGUACGUGUGCAACUGGUUGAGUGCUUUCGUCUAGUUGCUCUCUACGACUUUCCAGACCGCUGGCCAGGCAUAGUGCAGAGGCUUUUAGGCGGCCUUUGCUCAGAGCAGCGCGCUCAGACGAUGUGUAGCUUGCUGCUCUUCCGGCAACUUUUCAAACUGUUGGAGACGCGUUCCGCAGAGCGUCGUGGAGAGCUGCAAGCGCUUGCAGCUCAAUGCAUGCCUACUUUGCUACAACUUAGUCCUGUUCUGGCCAAAGCUGCCAGUGCAAAGUCUCAGGAGGCCUUUGAGAUGCUGAAACUGGUGCUGAAGUGUUUUUACUCAGCGACGCGGAUGGCCUUGCCUGAGCAGGUUCAGAAGGAUAUCCAGCAUUGGAUGGAGCUGUUGCUCACUGUUUCUGAGUGGCAGCUCGAGACACCUGCAACAGGUUUGGAGCGCGAGGUUCAAGAGGCCAGUUGCGAGGUAAAGUGUCGAAAGUGGGUCUUUCAGAUCUUGUUGAGAUUCUAUCAGAAACAUUGUCACAUGCGACGCGUGGCAGAAGGUAUGGAAGCUUUUGCAAAGGCUUGGAAUGAUGCCUAUGAGGUGCCUGUGGCUCGCGUUUGCCUCAAAGAGGCCUGUGCUGGGCCACAAGGCACCUGGGCGCCGAAGCGAUCCCUUAGCCUAGCUCUGUUGUGCUUGGCGGAGGCAUGCCGAAGGGAGGCUGCCUUCCAGGCUUUGAAGCCCAAUUUGCAACUGCUCUUGGAGCAUGGCAUUUUCCCGCAGGUCCGCUUUGGAGAGGCAGAGCUGCAGCUCUGGCAGGAGGAUCCGGAGGAGUUGCUAAGAGAGCUGACGAGCGCUUGCGACUCUGACUCCGAGCCCCACCAGGCUGCGAUUGAGCUGGUGGAGCGACUUUUGCUUUACCAUCACAAGGAGAUUCUUUUGCCGCUCCUUCACUUUUGUCGUCAGCAUUUGGAGACAGAGGCCAACGAUCCAGCCGCCUGCUCCAAUCAGGACGGCGCCUUGGUUCUCCUUGGUCUCAUGGUCGAGUAUUUGGUUGAACUGGACCCAACGCAGAUGGAGGAGGUGGAGGCCAGAAGAAAGCGGAAAGGCACUCAGCGAAAGGCACAACAAAGCGUAAGUGUGGAGGAAUUGAUCUCGCGUUACGUGCGACCAGCAAUGACCUCACCAGCUGCCUUCCUGCGCCUUCGUGGUGCUUGGUGCCUUGGAAACUUUGCGCAGAAAGCCCCGAAGCUGGGACGUCCAGGAGUUGCAGCAGGCGCUUGCUGCGACUGCCUGAGGAUGUUGGCAGAUCAGGAGCUGCCCGUUCGAGUCUUAGCUGCUAGCUGCUUGGAGUCCCUGCUGCAGAGAGAGGACGACGAGGUCUCCUCAGCUGUUGGGAUGCAGCUGGCGCCAGCCAUGGAGUCACUACUGCGGACACUGGGAGAAGUGCAGAGUGAGGAAGUGGGGUCCGCAUUGCAAAGGCUGGUGGAAGCCUUCCCAUAUGAGGUUGUACCUUUUGCAGCGCAACUGGUGUCUGGCCUAGCAAGACAGUUUUGCCUUUCUUCUUCCAAAGAUGAAGAAGAUGAUGAUGCGGAUGAAUCAGAGAUGUCUUCUGCUGGCGCCUUGGCCACCAUCAUCAGCGUACUUCAAGCAUGCUCCGGCCUCCAGCGCCCGGAGGAUCCUCGAGAACAGGAAAGGCGUAGCACACUCUUCGCCAACUUGGCAGAACCAUUGAUGCCGGUAGUGGCCAAAACGCUGCGACCGGAUGGUAUUGACUUCCUCGAAGAGGGCUUGUACAUGGUCACCUAUCUCACCGCCUUUUGUGCAUUGCCGAUGCCAGCAAAUCUUUGGGGUCCGUUUCCACGGCUCUUCCAAGCAAUUUGCGGGCGCUCCACCGCAUCGCUUCAGCUUCCUGAACCACUGGAGAAUGGCUGGGCUCCGGAUCACAUGGGCAGCAUCCUGGACCCAUUGCUGAACUACAUUGCCCGCGGUCCGGUGGAUGUCAUUCUCUCUGGCUCAUGGACAGAGGGGAACAUGAGCUACGCAGAGAUGGUUUUCUGCAUGGUCAAAAAGGUACACGAAUGGACGUCUCCAUCCGCUUCCCCUCCGGUGAUUUAUCUUCGUUGGACAAGUGGACAAAGUUCAUCGCUGGAGGUCCUUCAAGUUGGUGGUCUCGGCGCAGAGCAGGAUGCAGCUGCAGCUGUGGAGUUGGGUAGCGCCAUCUUCAUUUAUGCAGCUCCACCAGCUGCUGACAAUUGGCUCGCACCGUACCUUUGCGAGUUUUGGACACGCCUUUCGGGCGAGAUUGGUACCACCGAACUGCGACGAGCCUUGCUCGUGGCCUUUGCCACACUGCUUUGGUACAAUCCGGAGCGCUUCCUUCAGUGCACAGAGGAGACAGGCUUCAGUGCACAGAUCUUUGAGGCUUGGCUGCAGAAGAUUUCCGUGGUACAACGACUCCGACAUCGCAAGGUGACUCUACUGGCUCUCCUGCAGCUGUUUCGCCUUGGAUGUGCGCAGGCAUUGCCCAGCAGCGUUGCUCAAGGACUACCUCACCUUCUCAGAGCAUUGGCCAUGCAGAGCAAGGAGAUUAUCCGUCUUCGGCAAAAGGGAUCCAACAACGAUGAUGAGAGCGAGCAUAGUCAAAGUGAGGAUGAAGACGUGAAAGGUGCUGCAGUAGAGGAGAUCCUCCAAAAGCUGCAGAAGCUUCCAGACAAUGUGGAUGACGACAACUCGGAGGCGGAAAGCGAACUGGAAGGCAUGGAGCCAGAUGGAAAGAUCAUCGACUUUCAGGCACAGAGGCCAUCACGUCUCGAUGGCAUCGAGGAGCUCGCCGUGCUGCGUCAGAUGCUUCGCGAGGCCCUGUUCGACUCAAUGAGUCCAAGAUGAGAAAAAGGUAAGAAACAAGACCAGUUGAAAACACAUGAAGGUGGCAAACAAUACAUUGCAUGAAUAUACAGUACAUAUAUAUAUAUAUUUGUUGUUUCCCUUUGUUUUCUGUUUAUGCUGAUCUUGUGAUGCCCAGAUCAUCCUGUCAUGGCACUGCACAAGCAAAUGUCGGGGAAAGGUCCGGUGAAAAAGCGAAGGCCAUGAAACUACCUAUGCC
Messenger RNA from Durusdinium trenchii, 3456 nucleotides. Lineage: Eukaryota; Dinophyceae; Suessiales; Symbiodiniaceae. The record is from the annotation of a GenBank genome assembly.